AUGUCCGACGAGACGAAAGUAGUCGUAACUGUCAUCUUCGGGAAGCAGUCAGCAACCUUUAGCGUCCCUGCACAAGAUCCAAGUGCUUUUGAUCUACUCAAGAGGAACAUAUACGAAUCAUUUGAUGUGGAAUCCAAGUUCCAACGCCUAGUGCUGCGUGGACGUGAUGUCAUGAGUGCAACAUGUUUAACGGAUGGCUGCAAGCUGCUGCUGCUACGCAAUCGAGCGUAUUACGAACAAACGUUGUCUUCUGAACAAUAUCAACAUGCCAAUAGUCUCGACUCAGAGCAAGUACCAUCUUCAGCAAUCAAGUCUUCGUCAAAAGUCUCUUCGAAGGCUCUCGAUAUUGACGUGAAUGAUCUGAAAGAUGAUGUUCUUUUAGUGCAGCUAUUUCGUGGCAAAGCUCGCUACGACCUCAUCUUUCCAACUUGUGAAACCAUAUUAGGAGUUAAGAAAAAAUUGAGUGCAGUGCUGGGCCUGACGUCGCCUCACUCGUUGAGGCUGGUGAUAAAGGGAAAGACCCCGAAGGACGAUACCGUGCUCGACACUUUGAAGGAUAACAAAAAACUAAUUAAGGCCAUGGUGUUGCUACAAGCACAGCAGCAUGUGAUGCAAGAGAAGGAAGAAGAUUUUCGAGAGCUACUUAAUGAUUUAGCUGGCCUUCAGGCGGCUUUGCAGAAAGUGCAGAAGCAGAUAGCGCGUAACUUUAUGUCUAAAGAUGAGAGUCUAUUUGAAUUGUCAAGGUUGCUCGAUGAGGGACAGCGAAUUGGAAACAACUUAAAGCUGAUUAAGCUCCAUUUAACUGGCGCUAAACCCUCUGGACCUCGCGUCAGUGAUGAAACUUUGACGGCUGUAACGCAAGCAAUAAACGAGACUAACAUGCUGACAGAAAUGGCUCAGCAUCUUCUGGAGAUCCAUUCGUUAAGCUAA
Messenger RNA from Plasmopara halstedii, 930 nucleotides. RefSeq lists its product as uncharacterized. The transcript has a single exon. NCBI's taxonomy places the organism in Eukaryota, Oomycota, Peronosporomycetes, Peronosporales, Peronosporaceae. The coding region runs from base 1 to 930 and encodes 309 amino acids. The record is from RefSeq and is a predicted model, not a curated record.